GCAAGAAAUUGGAAACAACCUCAGUGUUCAGCAUUUGAAGACUGAUGAACUAAAUUGAGAUAUAGCUGUACAAUGGAAUACUACAAAAAAAAUCACAUGCAAUUGUCCUUGGAAAAAAAGAUUGUAAGCCAUGGCUAUGUGGAUACAAGCCCAGCAGCUCCAAGGAGAUGCCCUUCAUCAGAUGCAGGCAUUAUAUGGCCAGCAUUUCCCCAUUGAGGUGCGGCAUUAUUUAUCCCAGUGGAUUGAAAGUCAAGCUUGGGACUCAAUAGAUCUUGAUAAUCCACAGGAGAACAUUAAAGCCACCCAGCUCCUGGAGGGCCUGGUGCAGGAGCUGCAGAAGAAGGCAGAGCACCAAGUGGGGGAAGAUGGGUUUUUACUGAAGAUCAAGCUGGGGCACUAUGCCACGCAGCUCCAGAACACGUAUGACCGUUGCCCCAUGGAGCUGGUCCGCUGCAUCCGGCACAUUUUGUACAAUGAGCAGAGGCUGGUCCGAGAAGCCAACAAUGGUAGUUCUCCAGUUGGGAGCCUUGCUGACGCCAUGUCCCAGAAGCACCUUCAGAUCAACCAGACGUUUGAAGAGCUGCGACUGGUCACACAGGACACAGAGAAUGAACUGAAGAAGCUGCAGCAGACUCAAGAGUACUUCAUCAUCCAGUAUCAGGAGAGCCUGAGGAUCCAGGCUCAGUUUGCCCAGCUGGCCCAGCUGAGCCCCCAGGAGCGUCUGAGCCGGGAGACGGCCCUCCAGCAGAAGCAGGUGUCCCUGGAGGCCUGGCUGCAGCGUGAGGCCCAGACGCUGCAGCGGUACCGUGUGGAGCUGGCUGAGAAGCACCAGAAGAGAACCCUGCAGCUGCUGCGGAAGCAGCAGACCAUCAUUCUGGAUGACGAACUGAUUCAGUGGAAGCGGCGGCAACAGCUGGCAGGGAAUGGAGGGCCCCCGGAAGGCAGCCUGGACGUGCUACAGUCCUGGUGUGAGAAGUUGGCGGAGAUCAUCAUGAGAAACCGGCAGCAGAUCCGCAGGGCCGAGCACCUGUGCCCAGCAGCUGCCUAUCCCGGCCCAGUGGAGGAGAUGCUGGCUGAGGUCAACGCCACCAUCACAGACAUCAUCUCAGCCCUGGUGACCAGCACUUUCAUCAUCGAGAAGCAGCCCCCUCAGGUCCUGAAGACCCAGACCAAGUUCGCGGCCACCGUGCGCCUGCUGGUGGGCGGGAAGCUGAAUGUGCACAUGAACCCACCCCAGGUGAAGGCCACGAUCAUCAGUGAGCAGCAGGCCAAGUCUCUGCUCAAGAACGAGAACACCCGCAACGAUUCCAGUGGAGAGAUCUUGAACAACUGCUGCGUCAUGGAGUAUCACCAAGCCACGGGCACCCUCAGCGCCCACUUCAGGAACAUGUCUCUGAAACGAAUCAAGAGGUCUGACCGUCGUGGAGCUGAGUCUGUGACAGAAGAAAAAUUUACAAUCCUAUUUGAAUCACAGUUCAGUGUUGGUGGAAAUGAGCUAGUUUUUCAGGUCAAGACCCUGUCGCUCCCCGUGGUGGUGAUUGUUCAUGGCAGCCAAGACAACAACGCCACAGCCACCGUCCUCUGGGACAACGCUUUUGCAGAGCCUGGCAGGGUGCCGUUUGCUGUGCCUGACAAGGUGCUGUGGCCGCAGCUGUGUGAUGCGCUCAACAUGAAAUUCAAGGCAGAAGUGCAGAGCAGCCGGGGCCUGACCAAGGAGAACCUCGUGUUCCUGGCGCAGAAGCUGUUCAACAGCAGCAGCAGCCACCUCGAGGACUACAGCAGCAUGUCCGUGUCCUGGUCCCAGUUCAACAGGGAGAAUUUGCCAGGACGGAAUUACACUUUCUGGCAGUGGUUUGACGGCGUGAUGGAAGUGUUAAAAAAACACCUCAAGCCUCACUGGAAUGAUGGGGCCAUUUUAGGUUUUGUGAACAAGCAACAGGCCCAUGACCUGCUCAUUAACAAGCCCAGAGGACCUUCCUGCAUGAGAUUCAGCGACUCUGAAAUUGGUGGCAUCACCAUUGCUUGGAAGUUUGAUUCUCAGGAAAGAAUGUUUUGGAAUCUGAUGCCUUUCACCACCAGAGACUUCUCCAUCCGGUCCCUGGCCGACCGCCUGGGGGACCUGAAUUACCUUAUCUACGUAUUUCCUGAUCGGCCAAAAGAUGAAGUGUACUCCAAAUAUUACACACCUGUUCCAUGCGAGCCUGCUACUGCUAAAGCAGUUGACGGAUACGUGAAGCCGCAGAUCAAGCAAGUGGUCCCUGAGUUUGUGAACGCGUCAGCAGACUCUGCGGGGGGCAGUGCAGCCUACAUGGACCAGGCCCCAUCCCCAGCUGUGUGCCCCCAGGCCCAUUAUAACAUGUACCCACAGAACCCCGACUCUGUCCUUGACACGGAUGGGGAUUUUGAUCUGGAUGACACAAUGGACGUAGCGCGGCAUGUGGAGGAACUCCUAGGCCGACCCAUGGAGAGUCAGUGGAUCCCCCGUGCGCAGUCGUGACCCCAGUCUCUCAUCUUCAGCUUCUUCAUCCUCACCAGAGGAAUCACUCUUGUGGAUGUUUUAAUUCCAUGAAUCGCUUCUCUUUGGAAACAAUAUUCAUAAUGUGAAGUGUUAAUACUAGUUGUGACUUUAGUGUUUCUGUGCAUGGGGCACCAGUGAAGGGAGUGUGAAUGUGGGUGUGCGUGUGUAUGUGUGAGAGCUUGCACGUUGAGGUGUUUCUCCCCUUGCUGUCCAGAGUUUAACUGUAGCACCAGGGCCACAAACAGAGGCUGUGGUUGUUUUUACCUUGUGCAAAAAAUGACAGUCAGUUCCAUGAACCCUGGAACGUGGCCAUGAGUCUUGAGGAUGGCUGAACUUUGAAAUGUGGCUGUUUGAGUAGGAGAAGGAUGAGGGAGGAGAAACCACCUCCUCUGGUGGGUCUUUAUUACUAUGGCUGCCAAGCAAUCACUAUAUAACUGUGAAUGUCUGCUAUUCCUCUGAAAUUUAGUUAACUGCCUUUUGACAAAGAAAGCCAGUCCUCCCUCCCACCCUCCCUACACCAGUUUUCCUGGGUAGGGAUAAGAAGAGGGUCAACAUACAGUGUUGCUGGGGCAAGGGGAGUCACAGGUUUUCUGAUGGGUGGUGGCUUUGUAAAUGACACUUAACCCAUCUUAACAUCCUCUCUCUGUCUUUCUAUCCCUCACUCCUUCCUUCCCUCCCUCUUUCUCUCUGUCUCUCUCUCUCUCUGUUGGUGGAAUUGCCACUCAUUUCCUAUAUGUGCACACAUGUGCAGACACAUUUGAUAAAACAGAGGAAAGAAAAGAGGGUCAUGUAACUCAGAGCUCAUGGUAUUGAUGUCCUUUGUAUUUUGGCUAGAGAGGAAUGCCCAGCCCUGAUGUCCAGGUGCUGAGAAUGUUGCCUUGUCACCUCGGGGAGCUGCUGUUCUAGUCUGCCCAUCCUUCCUCUGAGCUUGCGGAGGUCCAGCCUGUGGCUUUCUUAAGGCUUCUUGAUAAUGGAGUUUUGCAAAUAUUGAAUGGUGUUUUGUUUCCCAAUCAGAUCUUUUCUGUUUCUCCCUUCCCACCCUAUUUUGGCAUCAAAAUUCUCUCUUCUGUGUCAGGUCCUGUGCCAUUCAUUCAGACCAGGUCACUUCAUUUCCCUUCACUACUCACAUACGGUGUGUGGUCUGAUCCUAGGGUCAGCUUGUUCAGCAGAUAGCACUGCCCACCUGGUGCCAGGUGCUGGGUAUUGGUAUUUUGGGAAAUGGAGUAGGCAGGUUUUCUAGGAAGUUUGAUAAACUGCAAAAACACAACAGAACAAAAAGACUCAUCGUGAUCUUGUUCCACAGUUUCUCCCGUAGCUUUACACCUGUAGAAAGGAAUGGGCUAAGGCAGGGCUUUGGCAAAUGGGUGGGAAGAAGGGGUGAGCAGGCACAGCUUACGGGUAAGGCCUGUAAGGUAACCCGCCCUCCUCUCCAAAAGAAGUGUAUGAGCACACCCAGGAGAAUAUGGCUCUAAAAGCCUUAUUUUUAUACAUGUGAGUAAAUAAACAGAUAUUUUUUUUACAAAAAUAACUUCUGAAUUUAUCAGUGUUUUGAUGUUAAAGGAAAAUAUUCCUCUGUAGUACAUUAUUUAUUGGAAGAUGACUUCUUCAAAGCUGCUGUUUGCCUUGGCUUGGUAUCAUACACUGAUUUAUUUUUCUAUGCCAGGCAGUAGAAUCUCUCUGCCUCUGAGGAGCACGCAGAUCCCUCCACGGAUACCAGCAUUGUUGUAGGAUGCUGCUAAGCCUCUUCCCUACCCCUCAAGACCUGAUGAAAAUUCUGACCUUGAGGAUGGGAGUGUAGGGAAAGGGUGAAAGGAAAGCCUCACUGCACCAGGACCCAGUCUUAAAGAGCCCUUCCUGCCGCCUUCACUCACAGAUGCUUCGAUGACACCUGCCUCAGAAUGAUGGCCCUCUUUGUUUUAGCAACCUGUUGGGGGGGUGGUGAGCAACGGGGGAGGGCGACACCCUUUCAGAUUUGCGAGGACCCAGCCCCCGGGCAAGGAGGACCAGCAGCCUGGGCAAUCCUGGUGGCUCUGGGCUCACGCUAGUGUUUACAGUUGGCAGGGGGGUGGGGGAAGGAUAUAGAAGAGUGUGGCUUCCCUGAAUGUGGGAUUCCAUUGCUUGUUUAGUUGCUGAGUUGUCCUCAAUUUUCCUGAGGCCUUGCCUUUAGAUGGGAGAGACUUUUGACUGAAAGAUGUUCUUGCUAUCUGCAUUAAAUUUUCUUUGUUCUCCCUGUUCCUGCAAACCACAAGAAGAGGCAGUGGCAAGUCUGGACCGCCUCAGCCUCUCAGCCUCUCACCCUCUCCCAGACACACACACAAAAAUCAUACAAAUGUUUCAGCUCAAUGUGUGGGAUGUGCAAGGGUUUGUAGGGGAUAGAGGGGAGACUGAAGGUGGAUAUAACUUAAAAUGAAAGUAUACUUUUUAUAGUUUUUCUUUUUAAAACUUUGUGAAAUUAUUUCAGAUACAUAUUUUAGUGUUGAGGCAGAUUAGUAUAUAGUCACCAAAAAGUAUUGUGAACAAUUUGGGGCAAUCAUAAAAUUGUGUAUUUUAUGUUACAAUAAAGGCUUCCUCUAAGGAA
Molecule: messenger RNA, 5096 nt
Organism: Choloepus didactylus (southern two-toed sloth)
Lineage: Eukaryota; Metazoa; Chordata; Mammalia; Pilosa; Megalonychidae
Gene: STAT5B
Product: signal transducer and activator of transcription 5B
Biological process (GO): regulation of transcription by RNA polymerase II; response to peptide hormone; cytokine-mediated signaling pathway
Molecular function (GO): RNA polymerase II cis-regulatory region sequence-specific DNA binding; DNA-binding transcription factor activity, RNA polymerase II-specific
Source: RefSeq, a predicted model, not a curated record